Nicotiana tabacum (common tobacco) is the source of this 1010-nucleotide messenger RNA. The record is from RefSeq and is a predicted model, not a curated record. Lineage: Eukaryota; Viridiplantae; Streptophyta; Magnoliopsida; Solanales; Solanaceae.
UUUGUAUUUUCCUUUUCUCCACUUGUUUCAUAUCUUUAUAUUCCUGCCAAACUUCUGUUCUUAUAAAAGUUGUAUUGUCUCUGUUGAUGCAUAGAUAUGGUGCUUUGAUUCUUGAUGUUCGAGAUUAUGUCUCCAGUAAUCAGUGAAGUUCUUCUGUCUGGUUUUACCAUGAACUCAACUCUGCAUCGUCGUACUCACUUAGUUCAAUCCUUCUCAGUCGUCUUCCUCUACUGGUUCUACGUGUUUUCAUGAAACAGGAAACCUCAGUUUUCUUCUUCUUACUCAUUAAACUUCAUUCAAGAUCCCAACCCUUGGACUACAUUUCAGUUGUUAUUUACCUUUUGUAGUAGGGUACUUUUAUUUUCCACGAACAAUUACUUAUAGUUGUCUUUUGUAAAAAGAUAUAAUGGUGUAAAAAUCCUUUUUAUACAAGGUAAACUCUAAUUUUGGUACUACAAUGAUAUUGUAAUUGCAAGACCAUUGGUAAGGAGUUAUGGCUUGUUGUUGAAGUGGAACAAUGGUUCCAAAGAUGAUCAUCCCCAACAAAUAAUAAAUCAAAGGAAAUGCAAGAAGAUCAAGGAUGAGGAAACAGAAAUAUUUGGAUGACCUAAUGACUGAAAUGAGUCAAAUCAAGGAGGAAAACAACCAAAUUGAGAUUAACAUAAAUAUGUUCACUCAGCUUUACUUGAAGGUGGAAGCAGAGAACUCCAUUCUCAAAGCUCAGAUCGCCGAGUUAAGCCACAGGCUGCAGUUUCUAAAGGAUAUCAUUAACUGCAGGAAUGCAGCAACAACAACUAAUGAUGAACAGACCAUUUGGUCGUUAUUGGGUGUUCAAAAUUACUCAGAAUUUAUUCAUUUGUUUUGCUAAAUAAUUCACAACCUUUUUUUUCCCUACUUGGUUCCUUCACUAAGUGGCCUUUGACAAAUAGUAGAAAAUGUAAUUGGCCGUGGAGUUUCUUUCAUUCAUUCAGUUAAUAAAAGGUAUCGAAGGCUGUAGGGCGUGCAUAAAU